Aptenodytes forsteri (emperor penguin) is the source of this 864-nucleotide messenger RNA. RefSeq names its product nicotinamide nucleotide adenylyltransferase 2 (gene NMNAT2). The record is from RefSeq and is a predicted model, not a curated record. Lineage: Eukaryota; Metazoa; Chordata; Aves; Sphenisciformes; Spheniscidae. Gene Ontology annotation, molecular function: nicotinamide-nucleotide adenylyltransferase activity; nicotinate-nucleotide adenylyltransferase activity. Gene Ontology annotation, biological process: NAD+ biosynthetic process. Gene Ontology annotation, cellular component: Golgi apparatus. The coding region runs from base 1 to 864 and encodes 287 amino acids. The transcript is spliced from 11 exons.
AUGGCACCAAAUGAGACGGGCAAGCGAGCCCGGGAUUACCUGCACAAGACUGGACGCUUCAUCGUCAUUGGUGGCAUUGUCUCGCCCGUGCACGACUCCUAUGGGAAGACGGGUCUGGUCUCAAGCCGGCACCGCCUGACCAUGUGUCAACUGGCCGUCCAGUCCUCUGACUGGAUAAGGGUGGACCCCUGGGAGUGCUACCAGGACACCUGGCAGACCACCUGCAGUGUGCUGGAGCACCACCGUGACCUGAUGAAGAGAGUGACUGGCUGCAUCCUCUCCAACGUCAACACCCCCUCCAUCACCCCCGUGAUUGGCCAGCCCCAGAAUGAGUCCUCACAAACCAUCUACCAGAACAACAACAAUGUCUCCAACAAGCCCACCGCAGCAAAGAUCCUGGGGAAGGUGGGAGAAAGCCUGAGCCGGAUUUGCUGCGUUCGCCCACCCAUGGAGCGCUUCACCUUUGUGGAUGAGAAUGCCAACUUGGGGACGGUGAUGAGAUACGAGGAGAUCGAGCUUCGCAUCUUACUGCUCUGUGGCAGUGACCUGCUGGGGUCCUUCUGCAUCCCUGGUCUCUGGAACGAGGCAGAUAUGGAGGUGAUCGUCGGGGAGUUCGGGAUCGUGGUGGUGCCCCGGGAUGGAGCAGACCCCGACCGGAUCAUGAACCACUCCUCCAUACUCCGCAAGUACAAAAACAACAUCCUGGUGGUGAAGGACGACUCAAACCACCCCAUGUCGGUUGUCAGCUCCACCAAAAGCAGACUGGCCCUGCAGCACGGGGAUGGACACGUCGUGGAUUACCUCUGCCAGCCCGUCAUCGACUACAUCCUCAAGAGCCAGCUCUACAUCAAUGCCUCCGGCUAA